UGGAUUAAGAAAGAUGGCAGCUCCCACGUCCGACACGCAGGUUGUUCCUGUCAAAAAGGCAACAGGCAAAGGACCACGAAGAGUAGCCAAUCAAAUCCCUGAUGAAAUCCUCGAAGACCCUGAACUUCAGGAGGCCAUCAAGGCCCUCCCUGCAAAUUACAAUUUUGAAAUCCACAAGACUGUGUGGAGAGUGAGACAAGCAAAGGCUAAAAGAGUGGCUCUGCAGCUUCCAGAAGGACUCCAAAUGUUUGCCUGUGUCAUUGCGGACAUUAUUGAGAGGUUCACGGAGGCAGACACUAUUGUGAUGGGGGACGUGACAUACGGGGCCUGCUGUGUAGACGACUUCACCGCUCGAGCUUUGGGAGCCGACUUCAUGGUGCACUAUGGCCACAGCUGCCUGAUCCCUAUAGACUCCACAGCAGGAAUUAAGAUGCUCUAUGUGUUUGUGGACAUCCAGAUGGACAAUGCACACUUGCUGGACACGGUCAAAUUCAACUUCCCCCCAGGACAGUCUCUGGCACUCGUCAGCACCAUCCAGUUUGUGGCAGCUCUGCAGGCUGUGAGUGCGGCUCUCAGGCCUGACUAUGAUGUGCUGGUUCCCCAGUGUCGACCUUUGUCACCAGGAGAGAUUCUAGGCUGCACGUCCCCUCACUUGGACCGCCACGUCAACGCCAUCAUUUAUCUUGGAGAUGGAAGGUUUCACCUGGAGUCAAUUAUGAUUGCAAAUCCAGACAUUCCGGCUUACAGGUACGAUCCCUACAGUAAGGUGUUCUCUAGGGAAUACUAUGACCAUAAUGCCAUGCGAGAGUUAAGGCUCCAGGCUAUUGACAAAGCUCGCUCAGCCCAGAGAUGGGGCCUGAUCCUGGGCUCACUGGGGCGACAGGGCAGCCCUAAAGUCCUGGAGCACCUAGAAUCCAGACUGGAAUCAUUGGGCAGAUCUUUUACCAGAGUCCUCCUGUCUGAGAUUUUUCCCAGCAAGUUGGAUUUGAUGACGGAUGUAGACGCGUGGGUCCAGAUUGCUUGUCCAAGACUUUCUAUUGACUGGGGAACUGCCUUCAAAAAACCACUGCUGUCCCCGUAUGAGGCAGCUGUAGCUUUGCAGGAGGUGAGCUGGAAGGAAGUUUACCCCAUGGACUUUUACUCCAAUCAGAGCUCUGGGCCAUGGACGCCCAACCACCCUGACAACAGGCCAGCGCUGCCCACGCGUAAACAAGCACCGAAACAAGGCUCGGAGCCAGUCUCAAACAAGCAGUGUGAUCGGACCCAGUGUGCCCCCUGUGGCUGCCAAGGAGAAUGACAUUCCACUUCAAGUCUGCCUUGGACAGUUUCAUGAUACUACCUCUGCUACUGCUGGCUGCUGGGGGGCGGUCAGUGCAGAGUGGACAUUUCUGUGUCAAACAUUGAAGCCUUAGUUGGUAAUCUGUUUGCGGCACUAUGAAUAAACGCUUCCAAUGUCCCCAACACUGCUCUUUUCACAUUGAUGUUAGUGAUUCCCAAAUUAUUCACACAAAAUUCCAACUUAGAAAAUAUGAGUUUAGAUCUAGUGCCACCUGAUGUAAACUAGCUCUAAAACAGCUAUAUAAGGUUUAAAGUAAAGAUUUAAAGCCAGGUCUAAAACUGGACUAUAGCAUGACUUGAAUAUUUCUAAAAUACUUUGAUCCUUGGUAUUACAGAUGACAAACAAAAGGCCAACUUAGUGAUGUUUUUAAAUGUUCAUGUGAAUUCACUUCCCAUACAGCAGCCUGUUCACUGCAGUGUUCUGAAAAGAGGGUCUUUCUGUUCUCGCGCUCAGAAACGUGUUGCUCUUUCAGAUGCACAGACAUCAUGUAUCUCUAACUGACUGAGACCUUGAGAGACUUGAUGAAAUAACGCAUAUAAUGUUCACACUGGUUUGAAUUCAUUUCACUUAAUUACAUCCUCUCAAACAUCUGUGUAAUAUACUUUGUUUCCAGAGUAAAUCAAUGUCACACUGUAUAAAAAUAUAUUGUUUAUUUAAAAAAGGUUACAUAACAUAUUUAAUAAAUAAAAUCUAAAUCAGCUAAAUCAGUUACCACAGUUUUUGCCUUUUUGAUCCACGUUUUAAUCCAUGCAUUCCAUCCAUUUAAAUUAAUGCUGCAAUGCUGAAGUGAGGGACUUGUUUAUAAGACUAAGAGCUAUGAGUUUUCUUGAUGCAUGCAGCGCUAGUCACGACUGCUCUCCAUCCUCAUCAUUUAUUGAUGCCAGGGUCUGUCAAUAAGUAAAUAAAUAUAUAAACAUUCUGAUGCUCAUUGGUCUUUGUAGGAAAAACGGUGCAGCUGACUGACAGCUAAUGGGGACCACAUGUGAUCCAGGGGACAUGUGGAAUUGUCCCUUAUCACAUUUGCCUGUUAAUUAAGUUCAGUUCUUUAGCCUGUUGCCAAUUCACUACAGGCAGAUAUGUAUGUAUGACUCAUAUGAAGUCCAUUACUGUAUAUGAAAAAUAUGGACAGAAUUACCACAGUAAAAAUGUGCAUAUGUAUCACUAUGCUGAGAUUCAUGCUGAGAUUAAUAUUCAAUUUCAUCAUGUGAUAAUAACAUGUCUUUAUAUAUGGCCACCGUUGACAACUACAUUUCAUUCAAAUUUCUGCUUGAUUGGAUCUGCUUAGCAACAUGAACUGAGUCCAGCAAUUUGUUUCAGCAGAUGUCUGUACUCUCUUGGUGUGUCUCACGUGUCCCUCUAGUGGCCGCUGAUUUAAGAGCUCUGAACCUGCUACAGUACAGCAAGUGGUGAUUCACACUGGUCAGGAAUAAAUUAUUGGUCUGUUCAGCUCUCGCCUGCUCACCCAACUGAUGUUUGAUUCAUCUGCUGCACCAUAUCAAGGGUAAAUGAGAGGGGCUUCUCAAAUCCUCCUUUCUUAUGCCUAACCAGGACUCCAAAUAUUUG
Molecule: messenger RNA, 2902 nt
Organism: Periophthalmus magnuspinnatus
Lineage: Eukaryota; Metazoa; Chordata; Actinopteri; Gobiiformes; Gobiidae
Gene: dph1
Product: diphthamide biosynthesis 1
Exons: 12
Coding region: 14-1297 (427 amino acids)
Biological process (GO): protein histidyl modification to diphthamide
Molecular function (GO): 2-(3-amino-3-carboxypropyl)histidine synthase activity
Source: RefSeq, a predicted model, not a curated record